ACGUGAUCAUUUAUCUGCAUAUUUUUCUCCGCCGAACAGAAUUCAAAUGAUAUAAAAAAGGAAAAACACGCAUUACUCAUUUAAAUUCAUAUUAAUUGGUAGAAUAAUUGUGCGAUAAAAAGCCACCAAUUUACAACGCUGGUCGUUCGCGAUACAAUAUUCAGAAUAUUCUUCAUCAAAUAUCCGCGGACUCGGCAUUUCAUUUUCUGCUUGUGGGAAUUUUUCGAGGUGUUGCUUCCUGUGUGAUUGAAUAGUUUAGAUCGCCAGAAUCGAGUCGUUAAAGUAAUUUAAUUUUAAUGCUAUCUAUGAAGCGCGAUGCGGGCCAUAUACGACGACGUAAUCCUUAUCAAACGAGCCGGUGAUGCAUUUCGUUUAAUAGCAACUAUUUACUUACUGCUGCUGCUGCUGUAUUCGAAAAAAAGUAAAGGUUUUUCAGGUAAAUCGCAAGCAUUGUUUGCGAUCGUGUACACUGCUCGAUACUUUGGAAAAUACGUGGGCGAUGUUCUUGUGCUGAAUGGGUUUGAAAUUUUAUUGCGAGUUACUCUGCUAUGGUCAUCGUACGUUAUAGUUUACUUGAUUUAUUAUAAAUUUGAACAUCAUUCCAGUCGCGAGCAAGAUAAGUUCAGGAUCGGAUAUUUAAUUGUUCCAUCCGGAUUGCUGGCCAUUUUAUAUAAUCCUGGAUUUUCCAGCAAUGUGAUUGAUUACGACGAAUUACGCAUGUAUGGGAUUCCUUUUGUCGAGCUUGGAUGGGCAUUCAGCUAUUAUUUGGAAGCCGUCGCAAUCUGGCCCCAGUUACUAGUGCAAUAUAUUCGUAAGAAUCGAGAAAAACAAGACUACGCGGAUUUUUAUUUGAUACUUAUGGGGAUUUCACGAUUAAUGUACUCGAUUUACUCGAUUUAUGAAAGAGAACGCGAUGUGAUCAGCGAUGUAAGCGGAAUAGUUCAAUUGUAUGCUUAUCUGGCAUAUUUUUUAUUACAAGUUGCAUUCAAUCGGAAAUCAGAUCAAAGUAAAACUGAAGACGUCAUAGCAAAAAGGACAUAUGUGUGAAAGUUGUAUUUUGAGAAAAAACUGUUUGAAAGUUUGAGUGCUUGUGAAGUUUAGAAAUGUGCAUAUUUGAACAUGGUGACGAUUUUGUCUUAUUUUCCCACUAUCUAACUAUACGAGUAUGAAAUGCUAUGCACCAUCAGUCUGGAGGAAACUGUGUGUUAGCGGUAAGCGCUCAAACAUUUCGAAUUAUAUGCCCUUUUUGAAGCGAAAAAUUGGCCAAUUUUUUUUUUGAUUUAAAAAUGUUUUUGAGCAAAUUUUUGGAUUUAAACCAGGUAAAUAAUGGUUGAUAACACAAAAUCGACAAUGAGUAACCCAUUAUCUCUGAAAAAAGAUCGCUAUGUUGAGUAAAAAAAAAGACGAGUUUUUUUGGCUAAUUUUUUAAAAUUGAUUUAAAAAUGUUUUUGAGCAAAUUUUUGGAUUUAAACCAGGUAAAUAGUGGUUGACAACACAAAAUCGACCGUGAGUAACCCAUUAUCUCUGAAAAAGUAAAUUUUUAAUCGACUUCGCAGUUUUAAAAUGGCGAUAUCUCACUGGUUUUUCGACUUUGUGAAGUGGGGGUGGUCUCAUAUGAUAGAGGAAGGUCUGAAGAAUUACAAUAUGGAUUCGUCUCAAAAAGGACAUAUGUGUCAUAUAUACCCCUUUUUGUUAUGACGUCUUCAAUGAGUUGAUAAAAAGGUCAUAAUUUAUUAUUUUUAAUUUCAUUUCAUUUUUAAUACUUUACCAACAGUCACUUAGAUGUUCCUAAAAUUUGUGAUAUUUUUUCUUUAAGCAAACGUUGUAAAAAGCUCGAUUAGAAUUCCGAAAUAAAAAAAAAAGUUGAGGAAUAUAUUUUUAGUCAGUUUGCAAUUAAUUUUUACUCAAAUAAAAGGACAAUAAUAAAUAAUUUUCUCCACACACAUUAUUUAGCUAAUGAUAAAAGAGUAUUUAAAUUGGAAUGUAAUUUUUU
This is a messenger RNA of Planococcus citri (citrus mealybug), 1993 nucleotides long. Its product is annotated as ER lumen protein-retaining receptor 3-like. Lineage: Eukaryota; Metazoa; Arthropoda; Insecta; Hemiptera; Pseudococcidae. Gene Ontology annotation, molecular function: ER lumen protein retrieval receptor activity. Gene Ontology annotation, biological process: protein retention in ER lumen; endoplasmic reticulum to Golgi vesicle-mediated transport. The coding region runs from base 316 to 1047 and encodes 243 amino acids. Gene Ontology annotation, cellular component: cis-Golgi network; membrane; endoplasmic reticulum. The transcript is spliced from 4 exons. The record is from RefSeq and is a predicted model, not a curated record.